GGCGCCGCCGUCCAUGCGCGCGGGCGCCGCCGCUGCGCUUCCUCGGGCCCGCCGCGGCGUCUAUGGAGGUGAUGGAAGCGCCCCUCAACCUGGCUCACCAGCAGAGCAGGCAAGCAGACCGGUUGUUAGCUGCAGGGAAGUACGAAGAGGCAAUUUCUUGUCACCGAAAGGCUACGGCGUAUCUCUCAGAAGCCAUGAAGCUGACCCAGUCUGAGCAGGCUCACUUGUCACUGGAACUGCAAAGGGACAGCCACAUGAAACAGCUGCUCCUUAUCCAGGAGAGGUGGAAGCGGGCGCAGCGUGAGGAGCGGCUGAAGGCGCAGCAGAGCGCAGACAGAGACGGGGGGCCGCUGCUGCCGGCGUGUCCCAGGCCCUCUGCGGAGGCGGCGGAGGGCCAGGGCCUCCAUCUGCCUCAGAAGCACAGCCCUUCCACAGAGAAACACCUCCCUGAAGUCCAGGGGGUCUUCGACAGGGAUCCAGACACACUGCUAUUUUUACUUCAGCAAAAGAGUGAGCCAACAGAGCUGUGUAUUGGCAGCAAAGCCCCCAAGGAUGAGAAAACCAUCAUAGAGGAGCAGGCCACCAAGAUUGCAGACUUGACGCGGCACGUGGAGCUCCUGGUGGCGGAGAAUGAAAGGCUAAGGAGGGAGAACAAGCAGCUCAAGGCCAGACUUGUGAGAGGCUCUGUGGAGAAGGAGCUGGAUGUGGACGCCGACUUGGUAGAGAAGUCGGAGCUGUGGAGCCUGCCCCCCCACUCAGAGCCAUCCGCAGCCUCCUCCACGUGGCAGAAGUUCGCCACAAACACCGGGAAAGCCAAGGACAUUCCAAUCCCCAAUCUUCCCCCACUGGACUUCCCAUCUCCAGAACUGCCACUCAUGGAGCUCUCGGAGGAUAUGCUGAAAGGAUUCAUAAUCAAUUAAAAUGGGAGGCCGUUGUAGAGAGAGUAACAGUUAAUCCAGGGAAGAGGAGGGGAAAGCCAGAGGGUCAUCCCGGCGUGCUCUGGAGAGGAGGCUGCCAGGACCUGGGAAAGUCACUGUGAAAUGCGACGCCACUGAGGCGCGACUCAAGCUAAUGACUCCAACCUGGCAGAUGCUAAACUCUGGGAGGUUUGAUUUCUCCUGAUGCAAACCAAAUGGCUACCUGGAAUAAUUUUUUCAAACUUAUUUUUCUUCAGGGUUAAAAAUAUAUAAAAGUAUGUCAUAUGUAAUUAAUCGAUAAUGCCAUGAAUGAUAAUGCAGAAGCCCACUGCAGUGGCCGGCAAGGCUGCCUGGGACUCGAACAUGCUUUCUAUCAUGCAUUGACUGUGCUGUGCACAUUUUGUUUGUUGAAACAAAGGUGUGUCGGAGACCUUUCUAGAAACUACAUGUGCCACACUUUGCACUACUCUUAACAUAAUGAUAACCUCAAGACUAUCAGGAGAAAUAUUUAAAUUUCCAUUUUAUGAAGAAAGGAACCAAAUUAUUAGUUAUGCAUUUUUUAAAAUAUUACCAGUUUACAUAAUUAAUCAGGGUGCGUAUUAGUUCUAACUCUGUGUGUUAUGUGACGCAUCAUUUGAAACUACAGAAGUGUCCUGUGUUUUAAAUGAUGUGUGAGUGAGAGUAACGCUAGCUAGCAACCUUUGAUUGUAAGAGAUCAAUAAAGUCGUUGUGUUUCA
Molecule: messenger RNA, 1654 nt
Organism: Jaculus jaculus (lesser Egyptian jerboa)
Lineage: Eukaryota; Metazoa; Chordata; Mammalia; Rodentia; Dipodidae
Gene: Nrbf2
Product: nuclear receptor binding factor 2
Exons: 4
Coding region: 63-920 (285 amino acids)
Biological process (GO): autophagy
Source: RefSeq, a predicted model, not a curated record